Klebsormidium nitens is the source of this 1211-nucleotide messenger RNA. The record is from the annotation of a GenBank genome assembly. Lineage: Eukaryota; Viridiplantae; Streptophyta; Klebsormidiophyceae; Klebsormidiales; Klebsormidiaceae.
CUCAUUGCAAACCCUAAUCGAAUCAGCUCAAUAUGAAGGCGUUCGGCAUUCGUGCCUUGAUGUCAAUGCUCAUAUGAAGCUAGAAAAACAGACACCGCGCCAAUACUGUAAGGAGAGAGAAGAGUCUUGAUCACAAGAUUGGUUUGAUUCAGCCUGCUACGUGCAUCGUGACAACUCUUUGAUGUAUUGAGCGUUGGAAGAUCUUCUUUGACACUUCGUCGAUACUGGAAGAGGCUUCUUUGCAGUUGAACUUUCGCAUCCUUGCCAGCUAUAAUCUAGUUUCAGGAGGUGCUGCAAAAGACUGUGGAGUAUCAAGUGGUCAGCUUGGCUUGCGUUGAGGCUUAACAUCAUCUGUGAUUGCUCGUCAGCUUUUCAAGCUCACGACAGCGCAGCUCAGGAAUCAGUAUAAUAUCAGUCAAGGCACAAACGUGCUUGUAUGGAUUAAAAGGCUUGAGGCAGAACUUCGUCUUGCUUUGCCACAAAUCUGCAAUCAAUCAUAGCAUACCUCCUAGUCGAGUUUGAUAGGUCUUUGGUGUCAGCAGGAAAGCACAGCAACCCCCUGCACUGCUUGGCACGUUCUGGAGCUCCUUGCCAAUGGCAACAAGGCGUCCACAGCCUGGUGCAAACGUAGCUAAGCUCGUGCAGCGAAAUGACUACUAUGCAGCACAAGAAGCGCACGCUGAAGACUUAUCGAAGGCCAACCAAGUAGCCGGAUGGCACGAAAGAAAAUUCAAGGUUGGAACACAGACCUCAGCUCACUCGAAGGACAACGAUUUGUCAGAAAACGCCACAAAUGAAAUCGCAAUGGAGCUGAGGUCCGCGGAUAAGCAAGUGAAGAUGCAGCGGCGCGCGAGGCUGCUCGAGCUUUUCAGAAGAGAAGCGCUACAAUAUGAAGCCGAGCUGAACGCGCGAGGCUUAGCGAUUCUUAAGGACAGAUUGUGAGAAGGCCUCAAUUGUUGACAGGAAGCGCAGCCCUCGCUCUUCCACAUUAGACGUGACUCGUCAUCAUCCUGUCAUCAUAGAAGGCCAGAAACGUUGGUGAAGAGGCAAGUAGGUGUGUCCAAGCCCUGCAGGCGCACACGCUUCUCGAGUCGGUCAUGAAAGGCUCCAGUGCACCAAUCAGGGUCGGAGAUACUUCUUUUCAACCUAGAUAUCACCGUCUGAUUGAGAAACAAAAUGUCUAUUGUUUUGAGAAUAUCGCUGCGUCCCGC